CUAUUGCCUUGCACCACCAGCACCGCACACAUUUUUUCUUCCUCCCAUCCCUCCAACCAUUAAACAUCACAUCUUCACUUCUUUAUCCUUUAUCUUUCAAUUCAAGCAACGGGCGCAUUUAACAACAACGAUUAAAGACGCUUUUAGAGCGAUGUGCUCCUUGUCGCAUACAACAUUUCACCCCGUUCUCAUCGAGUUUCGGAUUUAAUCAAGCCAUAUUUCCGCUCAUCUGAAGCCUCAAAAAUACAUUGUUUUUAGCUUACUGGGCUAAGCAAGCGGCCUUCACGUUACAAAUCUCAUCUCCCUAUAACCUACUUGGGUAGCCUUACUUACCUAACUGCUCUCCGAGAGGAAAAUAUAACUUGGAAUACUGCCUAACCAAGUUUCUAAUCUCGUUUUUCUACUCGUUAGUUAGUCCUUCGAUAAUACUCAUAUUUCCCGCUCUAGUUUAGCCAUGUGCUCGCACUUCCUAGAGCUAGGUUAUACACGCCGUGAAGACAUUUAAAAGACGUCCCUAUCCUUCACAGUUCUUAGUACUAACUCGCCCAUUAAAGUCUACCGAAAUCACCUGGGGAUACAUUGGAAUAAAUAAGUUCACCACUUAGCCUUGGAAAUCGGAGAGAAACUUGACGAGUAGCUGCGAUCCUGAGCCUUGCAGCCUUGUUUUUCCUUAUAUCUUUUUUCUAUCUUCCUAUAUUAGGCACCUACGGAUAUUUGGAUUGUUUCGUGGACUUUUUUCUAUAAUGGCCGAUCACCUAGCCUUGACCCCUUCUGCAUCUUCGGACUCUGCGAUAGAGGGUCAUUCCCGGUCCGCUAAGGUAGCAACGUUCAGUUUUGCUCACAUUCCUAAUCUUGCCACCUUGGAAAAUAUAUCUAUCAUGAACCUACCAUUUCCUUCCAGCCGGAGUCUGGCCGAUCCUUAUGGAUCCGGGCGGGUUAGGGAUCGUAUACAGUCAUGGUACCAAAGGAAUGAUGGGCCAUGGACGCCCCCCGGCUUGACACCUCCCCAAAGUGACCUCAGAAAUCCGGCUAUCUCAAGCAGCCUGCGGGAAAACCAAUUUGUUUUCUCGACCCAUUACCGGGAGGGUAGAGUAUCUUCGGAAUGCGAUACGGUUGCACCUGGAGUAGUGCCCCCUUCUGAUUCAGGAUACGGCGGGAGUUAUGGGGCCAAGCGUAGCGUUGCCAACGGUUCUGUUUGCGACGAGUCUCUUGACCGGAACCAAGAAACCCAAAGCCUUGUCGGACAUAUAGGUGACCUGAACUUCCACUCUUAUAACCAGGAUAUCAUGCCCAAAGGUGGAGUGAAUCCGGAAGCUCCUUGGUCUCAGCCUCAACAAUCACCAUCUCCCUCGUCAGCUUUUGGCCAGCAGGUUAGCUCUAGGGACAAGACGUGUGAGAUAUGCAAGAAAACUCUCAAAACGAAAUCCGAGUUCAAGAAACACAAGCAAAGGCAUGAGAAGCCUUUCAAGUGUAGUGUGAAAAGUUGUCCUCGUAGUGAGGGUUUCAGCACACCAAACGACCUUGACAGACACAUAAGAAGCCUACAUCCGGAGGAAGACGCCACAGGUAAUCGCUACAAAUGCCCAAUUGGACCUUGUAAAAAUAAGGAUAAGAUUUGGCCACGAGCAGACAACUUCCGAGCUCACAUGAAACGUGUCCAUCAAAAGGAAUCCAUAACAGAUGAGGAUCUGGAUCAAUAUAAGUUUAGUCCAGCGACUUCAUCCAAGGCCACGACGGACAUAACUCACCAUAGUGCGGCCCCUGCGUCUGACGGAUUUAUGUUUCCUGUUGGUUCUGAAAAUUGGACAUUGCCUCGGGAUCCGGUUAUAGACCUAUCUACUGAAACAAGUCCAAUGGAAGGACCAAGCCAAGUUGAGAUGGAAGAGGCGCCACCGGUAAAUGAAUCGGGCGACGAAUGUCACUUGCGCACCGCCAAUAGCGGUCACGUACAAGAGGUACACCCGGAAAGAGACGAUGUCUCGCUUGAUGAACAGACGGAAACACCCCAGUCCCCAUCUAUUCAGCCUUGUUCCACAUUUAAUGAUAAUACCGAGUUUGCAAAGUCCGGCCAAGUACAUGACAGAAACUACAGCCUCGAUUACGGGGAAACGGACUCUAAAUUAAUCAGCGACCCAAGUUCUCCGGACCAUGACAAGGCGGAUGAACCCAAAGAGCCCCAAGAUCACCAUAAUGGGCCAUCACUCGAAAAUUCUCAGUCUGAUAGACAAUUAGAAGAACUAACAGAUAUUCAUAUGGAUUCCAAUACUCGGACUAAACUCGGGGCCCUUAGUGACACGAGAAACCUAGAUCCCGAUGAGUUACUAAAGCUUCUUGAGGAACUUCGAAACAAUAGUGUUUUCCAUAGUUUUCUUAGAGAACAUGGGUACAAAAAAGAUGAUUCCCCCGAACAAGAGGUGAUGAAACAAGAGCCAGCCCGGAAUACCGCUCCUGAGCAAGCCCACAUUUGCUCCAAAUGCCAGAAGAGUUUUAAUCGACGUUGUGAAUUAAAAAAGCAUGAGAAACGACAUUUGAAGCCAUACGGCUGCACGUUCCAGCACUGCAAGAAGAAGUUUGGCAGUAAAAACGACUGGAAGCGGCAUGAGAAUAGCCAGCACUAUAUGGCGGAACACUGGAGGUGUGAUGAGAAGCAGGCUAACGACGCUGCCGAGAUCUGCGGCAUAAUGAUCUAUGAGCGGGAGCAGUUUAGGCAACACUUGGUUGUACAUCACCACAUCAAAGACUCAACAAUUUUGGAAACUAAGAUUGAGAGGUGUCGCGUGGGGCGGAACUCCGAGGUCCGUUUCUGGUGUGGCUUCUGUCGGGAAAUAAUUGAAGUCAAGAAGGAUGGCAUAGAAGCCUGGACUGAGCGGUUUAAUCAUAUUGACGAUCAUUUUCAUGGCCGUAACAAUCAGGAAAGGAAGAAGAUCGAUGACUGGCAAGACGAAUGCCCGUCUAAUACUAGAGUUGAGUCAUCAGCCAAUAAUUCCGAGGAUUGCGGCGUUACAUCGUCGACACCAGCUACUUCGACCAAUAGCUCUGACACCCCCGGCCACCCCCGGCUUGAGAAGCGACAGGUUCGGUCUACGAAGCAGAAGAGAAAGCGAGACGACGGCUGCGACGAGUCUGCAAAGCGUCACGAAGUAGAGGAGAUGCUCAGGCGUCAUUGUUGCCAGUGUACAGAAAUGAUGCCUGUGACGAGCAAACAGUGUACUAAUGUCCCAUGUGAUCACAAGUUAUGCGAGAAUUGUUACUAAUGUCAUGAAUGUUAAUGUCGCAUUAUGAUGGUGUUGAAUAGGUACCUCUGUUUAGGUGGUCAUGAAUGGAAAUAGAAUCUUGAGAUAUCCCCUUACUAGGUACCUACCAACGCAGGCCGGGAGUCUAGCAGGCACUACUAUAUUUUAUGUAUUCCCAAGGAAUUAAUCAACUCUUUUAAUCUCCUACUAGGUAGAUUGCAUCAUAA
Molecule: messenger RNA, 3460 nt
Organism: Annulohypoxylon maeteangense
Lineage: Eukaryota; Fungi; Ascomycota; Sordariomycetes; Xylariales; Hypoxylaceae
Exons: 5
Coding region: 744-3254 (836 amino acids)
Biological process (GO): regulation of transcription by RNA polymerase II
Cellular component (GO): nucleus
Molecular function (GO): DNA-binding transcription factor activity, RNA polymerase II-specific; RNA polymerase II cis-regulatory region sequence-specific DNA binding
Source: RefSeq, a predicted model, not a curated record